Brassica oleracea var. oleracea is the source of this 1154-nucleotide messenger RNA. Its product is annotated as probable 2-oxoacid dependent dioxygenase. Bases 1 to 1041 code for a protein of 346 amino acids. The transcript has 3 exons. Lineage: Eukaryota; Viridiplantae; Streptophyta; Magnoliopsida; Brassicales; Brassicaceae. The record is from RefSeq and is a predicted model, not a curated record.
AUGGCGGGAAGAUUCGACCGUGCGGGUGAGGUAAAAGCAUUCGACGAGAUGAAAAUCGGCGUGAAGGGUCUAGUCGACAACGGAAUCACAAAAAUCCCACGCAUAUUCCAUAACCCGCAAGCCACGGUAACUAACCCUAAACCUCCUUCUACCUUGACUAUCCCAACGAUAGAUCUCGGAGGUGGCGUGUUCGAGUCCACGGUCACAAGAAAGGAAGUGACUGAGAAGGUGAAAGGCGCCAUGGAGAAGUUUGGUUUCUUCCAGGCGAUAAAUCAUGGGAUUCCACUCGAGGUCUUGGAGAAGAUGAAAGAUGGGAUCCGUGCGUUUCACGCGCAAGAUCCAGAAGCGAGGAAAAGGUUCUAUAGCCGUGAAAAAACCAAGGCGAUUAAGUAUAACUCUAACUCUGAUCUCUAUGACGCUCCUGCUGCGAGCUGGAGAGAUGCCUUAAGUUGUUUUAUGUUCCCUGAUGUUCUCAAAACCGAUGACUUACCAGACAUUUGUAGGGAGAUAAUGUUGGAUUACUCAAAGAGAGUAAAGAUGUUUGGGGAGUUAAUCUUUGAGCUCAUAUCAGAAUCGUUAGGGCUGAAUCCUAACCACCUCAAAGAAAUGGAUUGUGCAAAAGGUUUGUUGAUGCUUUGUCAUUGCUACCCGCCGUGUCCUGAGCCAGACCGAACACUCGGCGCUACUCAGCAUACAGACAGAUCUUUCAUCACUAUACUUCUUCAAGACCAUAUUGGAGGACUUCAAGUUCUCCAUGAUGGAUACUGGAUCGAUGUUCCUCCUAAUCCUAAUGCUCUUAUCCUUAAUGUUGGAGAUCUCCUACAGCUUAUAACGAACGACAAGUUUGUGAGUGUGGAGCAUAGAGUUUUGGCAAAUGGAGGUAAAGAGCCACGCACUUCGGUUGCAUCUUUCUUUGUGCAUCCUCCUUCAACAAGUCCGAGAGUUUAUGGACCCAUUAAAGAGCUUUUGUCAGAAGAAAACCCUCCCAAGUACAGGGAAACCACUUCGAAAGCCUCCAACCACUAUGUGGCUAGAACGUGAUGGGAACAAUUCGUUGAGCCAUUUAAGGAUCUGAACAAAAUGGCUGAACCUGAUCUGAAUCUAUAUUGUUGUCUCCUUUGUGUUUCCAAUAAUAUUUUAGUACACACACAUAC